AUGGAUCCGAAUACUCAGAACUACUGGACCGACUGGGGGGCUGGUAAAACCCCUCUCUCCUAUCCAUCGGGUCACAGCGGGUCAGAUCAAGUGACUGUUUGCUUGUUAGGACAUGAUGCAAACAAAGAUCUUCGCAAUGAAGCUCUCGCUGCACCUUUCUUCGGUGCUGUGGAAACUAGUACAACAACCACUGAGAUUCUAGAGAGAGAACAUGCCGACAGCAACACAAUAUCAAGCAAUGGCAACACAGUUUUACGCGCAGCUGCUUGGUUCGCGUCACAAAAUCCAUUGUUGGAGGAAAAUGCGGCUACGCUCUUCAAAAGGGGCGCAGACAAGUUUGCAAGAAAUUCCGAUGGAUUCACGCCCGUGGACUAUCUUGGGGUUGGUUCGAUUGUGCAACUCGGUUCAGGCUCCUCGCUUGAAUACAUCCUCGACCGAAUACCUGAUGCGGACGCGAAUAUGGCACACAGCAGUGGGGAAAGGCCUUUUGAUCAUGCGUUGGGACUGAUGGCACCUGAUAAGAUAUCAAUUCGUUUAAAUCAUGGCGCCCGGCCAGGACUCAUCUGGGAUCACAAUUCGGUAUGGAUACAGCAUUGGAAAUACGAGAACUUCUUUAGUCAGCUCUCUGAGGUACUCUCUGAAACACCAGCAGUGCUCUUCGUGUCACAGUUCAGUGUUAUCUCACGUAGUCGUUCCGAUGUUGUUUGUGUCGAUGAAGACAGUCCCGAUGAUCCCUAUCUGAACUUUCUAUUCCCUCGGAUAUUGGGCGUGUCAAAGGAAUUGUUUUCCAUACGAUUUAGCUUGACCAGGCGCUGA
Molecule: messenger RNA, 816 nt
Organism: Exserohilum turcica Et28A
Lineage: Eukaryota; Fungi; Ascomycota; Dothideomycetes; Pleosporales; Pleosporaceae
Exons: 3
Coding region: 1-816 (271 amino acids)
Source: RefSeq, a predicted model, not a curated record